Molecule: messenger RNA, 1033 nt
Organism: Conger conger (European conger)
Lineage: Eukaryota; Metazoa; Chordata; Actinopteri; Anguilliformes; Congridae
Product: BTB/POZ domain-containing protein KCTD12-like
Exons: 3
Coding region: 176-1033 (285 amino acids)
Biological process (GO): protein homooligomerization; regulation of G protein-coupled receptor signaling pathway
Molecular function (GO): protein binding
Source: RefSeq, a predicted model, not a curated record
UGUACAUCUGUACAAUGUUUUGGUACAGAGUGAUGGCCUGUCAACUGUAUAUUUUGAAACCCGAAUUUAAGGACUAUAAACACUGGCAGAGGAGCUCAGCAUACCAGUGGAGGAUCUUACCAAAUCAACUUGGAUUUAUAACAAGGCUUUUACUUUGAAUAACAGUACCAGACCCAUGGCUUUACUUAAGAGCGCCUGCACCGUUCCGGAUGAUGAGUUGCUCUUCCCAGAGAUUGUGGAACUCAAUGUGGGUGGCCAGGUGUACAUAACCCGCUACUCCACGAUAAUCAGCUUCCCAGAUUCCCUUCUCGCGGAGAUGUUCACUUGUAAGAGCAACAAAGGGCUGGCACGUGACACCAAAGGCCGUUUUUUUGUGGACCGCGACGGGUUUCUUUUCCGCUACGUCCUGGACUACAUGCGUGACCGUCAGCUGCAGCUCCCAGAACACUUUCCUGAGCGCGCGAGGCUCCAGCGGGAAGCAGAGUUCUAUAAGCUGCCUGAACUGGCUAAAAUGCUGGCAACCAGGUUUGCCAGACACACCCUGGGUAAUGAAGGUUGUCAGAGUGACCCUGAGGAUUUCCCUUCCAAAACCAACAUUUCCCAUAACCUGGACCCCCUUAACGCAGCUGCUGCUCCCUGCACCAAUCUGGUGGUGGAGGGAGGGGGGUGCAGCCACCGCUUUGGCUUCAUUACCAUUGGUUAUGAAGGCUCAUACACAAUGGGCCAGGACAGCCAAACGGGUGGCAAGUUCCGCCACGCGGAACGUAUAAUGGUGUGUGGGAAGACCUCACUGGUUAAGGAGGUUUUUGGGGAUACACUCAGUGAGAGCCAGGAUUCAGACUGUCCACCGGAUAACUACACAUCUCGCUCCUAUCUGAAAUUCACCUGUCUAGAGCAAGCCUUUGAUAAGCUGGCUCAGGCUGACUUCACUUUGGUAGCCUGCAAUUCAACUGGAAACUGCUCCUUUGCUCAUGACCAGGCAGAUGACAAAAUCUGGACCAGCCACACAGAAUAUGUGUUCCACUGUAAGUGA